Molecule: messenger RNA, 2697 nt
Organism: Exophiala oligosperma
Lineage: Eukaryota; Fungi; Ascomycota; Eurotiomycetes; Chaetothyriales; Herpotrichiellaceae
Exons: 2
Coding region: 181-2394 (737 amino acids)
Biological process (GO): double-strand break repair; regulation of DNA-templated transcription
Cellular component (GO): Ino80 complex
Source: RefSeq, a predicted model, not a curated record
CCUUGUAUUUACCUGCAUUUCCGCAGUCUGCGCAUCACUGACCUUGUUCCCGGUCUAUCUUCUUUACUACCCAAGCAAUGAGUGCAUACUCGACAUAACAAUUCAUAUCACUCACCCUGACGCGUCGUUCACAGACGAACAAUAACCCGUUAAUCCGCUCACUGCACAGGAGUCAAAAAGAUGGUGGGCAAAAAGAGUGGAAAGGCCCUUCUGCGCGAGGAGGGCCUCGAAAGAACAGACAAUAACAUGGAGUUAACUUCUUGGCCUCAAAUCAUCGCUAUCAAUCAAAAGAAUUAUUACACAGAGUACCUCAAACGAGACGAACAGAUUUUGGCCGUCCGAUCUCAACAAGAGGAAGCCCGAAACAAGCUGAUAAAGCAACAUAAAGACAGGGACAGGGCAUUGGCGCAAGGAAAGGCUGUCGGACCUGACGGCGACAUCGACAUGGAGGAGGGCGAGGACGAGGAGGAAGCUGAAGACGAACUUUCCAGUGGCGCAAAGACUAUUGUCAUUCAUCUUGGUUCGCAGAACCUUAGAGUUGGCCUUGCGAAUGACGCUCUUCCCAAGACCGUACCCAUGGUCAUUGCGCGACGUGCUCCCACUGCUGAAAGCGAAGACAACGAUGGCGAACCUGCACCAAAGCGAGCCAAAUUGGACAAUGGUCGGUAUCCUCCUGAGCCAGAGAAGCGUUUCGGGGAAGACUUCCAGAAAAAGUUCUCGGGAAUGUCGAAUGACCUGAAAGUCAGGAUGAGAAUGAACAAGAGAAAAGUACUUCCCCAGUCCAGAGACAUGGUCACAAGCUAUAAUCGAAGGAAUACAUAUGAGACCAUAACAGAACACAACGACACCAUGCGCAUAGAAUGGACUGACACAGAAGGCGAUGAGAAAGGCCCACCGGAUUGUAUCACUGGGAAGGCUGCCUUACGAAUCCCAGACGAAUCCACCCCCCGGUAUCGACUCUACUGGCCGAUUCGGCUCGGCUGGCUCAAUGAGGCAGAGUAUCCUUCGAAACGCUUUCUAUACGAAGACAUCCGGCUGAUCAUCGAGGAUGCGAUCAAGUCCCAACUGGAGCUCAAGAUUCGCACUCGGAGCGAUUGGGGUCAGUAUAGUUGUGUCAUUGUCAUUCCCGACUACUAUGAGCGAAUGUACGUGACGAGUCUUCUUGACAUGGCCAUAACAGAGUUCGGAUUCGGCCGAGUGUGCUUCAUUCAAGAGAGCUUGGCUGCUUCCUUCGGUGCUGGUUUCACUACUUGUUGCAUAGUCGACAUUGGUGCGCAAAAAACGACAGUUUCAUGUGUUGAAGAUGGCAUGGUGAUCGAAAAUUCGAGAGUCAACCUGAAGUACGGAGGCAAAGACAUCACCGAAGCAUUCGUCAAGAUGGUCAUCUACAAUCACUUUCCGUAUGCGGAGAUCAACCUCAACCGGCGUUAUGAUUUCCAGCUUGCAGAAGAACUGAAGCAAAAAUUCUGCACCAUGAAUGAGGCCGACAUCUCUGUUCAACUAUACGACUUUCAUCUUAGGGCUCCUGGACAGGACACUAGGAAGUACACAUUCAAGAUAUACGAUGAAGUCAUCUUGGCACCGAUGGGGCUAUUCAAACCACACAUUUUCAACGACGCAGGGAAACUCGAAGGCCGCCGGAAAUUGAUCGACAAGUCUUACGACAUAUACGACGGCAAGCCCAAUGACCCAAGUUCGAGUGCGCAGGCAGAAAUCCUCACCUCAAUCGCCCCAGAAGAAGUUUUGACCACGACUAAGCCUAACGUCAAAACAAAUGGCGUCACCAAUGGCAUCACGAACGGCACGACCAACGGCACGAAGGAAGAAGCCGCCCACAACGUAUCUCGUCGUCCAUCGUUCAGCAACAUCAAGGAAAUGGAUGCUACGCCUCAGCCAUCUGCAGCGAGCUCUCCUGCCCGACAGAUAGAUGGCACGCCUCAGCCAGAAGACGCCGAGGGUGCCGCCCCUCGAGAAGAGAAGCCCAAGGUUGAAGAAGAGGUAGUAGAAGAGCCCUUGAGUAUCGAGCGACGCGACGAUAUCCUACCAAUCUACCCUCUACCCAACGCCAUUGUCACGUCCAUCACUCAUGCAGCUAAGAACUCGCCUCAGAAGACCAGCGAUCUGCUCAGCAGCAUCAUGCUCACAGGAGGCACCAGCAUCAUCCCGGGUUUGGCAGGGCAUCUAGAGGAUACUCUCAAAGGCAUAUUGCCCGGCUACAGCAAGGACAUCCUCAUCUCACGGCCUCCAAGGGAGUUGGAUCCACAGGUGGUGGCGUGGAAGGGUGGUGCAGUCUUUGGGCGGAUGAGCAGGACCAAUGACAGCUGGGUUACCCCUUUUCUGUACGAGAGAUUAGGCGAUCGGGUUCUUGCCCACAAGCUGAUGUGGGCAUGGUGACCGAAACAAACUACUUUCCCUGCUUGUUGAUACCGGAGGCUUUACUAUUCAGCAUAGAACUGUGCUCUUUGGCUCAGACCAUUUAGACUACCAAAAAGCUGUGCAACACAUAGUCUUCCGGUGCUUAUAUCUUGUUGUAUGACAUAUCGGGGGCCGGAAGCUGUCCUCAUUAUUGGUGCCAUACUCCCUUCUUGACGUGGACUUGAUUCGUCCAGUAGACUUUAAUGUUACCAGAAUGAUUAAAUAGGGUGAGGAUUGCAAUUAUCGGUCUGAAUAGGAGCGAUUGCUCCUGCGCGAUAAAAC